AUGGAUACGUGCAGUGAAGCUCCCUCGAUAUGCUCGCGAGACUCGAUUGAAGAUAUUUGGGGGCCGAGAACACCGUAUGUUCAUCAGUGGCCUACGAGGGUUGAUCAUGCUUGUGAUGAGGAGCCGGAGAAAUGGGUGCAGAGUGCAUGUGUGCUGUGCAGUAAUGGCUGUGGGCUUGACAUUGGUGUAAAAGAUGGCAAGGUCGUAGGUGUGAGAGGCCGUGCCACUGACCGUGUCAACAAAGGGAGACUGGGCCCCAAAGGUCUCAAUGGGUGGAAGGCAAUCAACAACAAAGAACGGCUCACUCAUCCCCUGAUCCGCCGAAACGGCAAGCUAGAGCGCGCAACUUGGGAUGAAGCCAUGGAUCUCAUUGUCAAAAAGUCAAAACAACUCGCUGAGAAACUCACAGCCCAUAGUAUCGCUUUCUACACCAGUGGGCAGCUGUUUCUUGAGGAAUACUAUGUUCUUGCCUUAAUUGGAAAAGCUGGACUGAACACGCUUCACAUGGAUGGUAACACCAGACUCUGCACUGCAACAGCGGCAGCUUCAAUGAGAGAGUCAUUUGGGUCCGAUGGACAGCCUGGUUCUUACACUGAUAUCGACUACACGGAUUGCCUCUUCAUGGUAGGGCAUAACAUGGCAGCUACCCAGACUGUGCUUUGGUCAAGAGUUCUCGAUCGACUGGCUGGCCCAACUCCCCCAAAGUUGAUCGUCGUGGAUCCGAGAUACAGUGAGAGUGCUUCCAAAGCUACACUGCACUUGGCCCCAAAGAUCGGUACCAAUCUCGCGCUGCUGAACGGUAUUCAGCAUCUCAUGUUCAGGAACGGCUGGAUCAACGAAGCUUAUGUCUCAAAGCAUGUCGUCGGUCUUGAAGCUCUAAGAAGCACAGUUGAAGGCUACAAUCCGGAGAGAGUUGCAGAAAUCACCGGUGUUCCAGCAAGCAAGAUUGAAGAGGCUGCUAGUAUCCUCGGCCAAACGCCAAGUCUUCUCUCUUCAGCUCUUCAAGGUGUCUAUCAGUCCAAUCAAGCGACAGCUAGCGCGUGUCAAAUCAACAAUAUUCACCUCCUUCGCGGUCUCAUUGGUAAGGCAGGAACUGGUAUCUUCCAGAUGAAUGGUCAACCAACUGCUCAGAAUAACCGCGAGACCGGCUGUGAUGGCGAGUUCCCUGGGUUCAGAAACCACCAGAACGCUAAGCAUAUGCAAGAACUUGCAGACUUGUGGAAUAUCAACAACAUCCAAGUGCCGCACUGGAAUGAGCCUACGCAUAUCCAUAACAUGUUGACAUUCAUGGAGAAGGGCUCUAUUCGAAUGGUUUGGGUUUCUGGGACGAAUCCCCUCGUCAGCUUGCCCAACCUUCCCAAAGUCCGAGAUGUAUUUACUCAACCGGAGCUCUUUGUCAUCUGCCAGGAUAUCUACAUGACUGAGACAGCUUCUAUCGCUGAUGUUGUCCUCCCAGCUGCUCAGUGGGGCGAGAAGACAGGAUGCUUCACAAACGUUGACCGAACGGUGCAUUUGUCUCACAAAGCCGUUGAACCGCCUGGAGAGGCGAAGCCAGAUCUUGAAAUCUUUCUAGACUAUAGUUGUCGCAUGGAGUUCAAGAAUAAAGAAGACGAGCCCCUCACUCCGUGGACGGAACCAGAGGAAGUCUUUGAGGCGUGGAAACGUCUAUCUGCAGGCAGACCUUGCGAUUACACAGGCAUGUCUUAUGCGAAGCUAACAGGUGGUUCUGGUAUCCAGUGGCCCUGCAACGGCCAGUAUCCCGUUGGCAAAGAGCGACUCUUCGACGACGGUGUCUUCUUUACAGAUAUUGACUACUGCGAAAGUUAUGGUCAUGAUCUACAGACUGGUGUGCCAUAUUCCGAAGAGUACUACAAAGAACUCAGGCCAGCUGGUCGUGCAAUUCUCAAGACGUGCGACUAUAUACCCCCAUAUGAAGAUCCGGAUCAUGAGUACCCUUUGAGGCUUUCGACAGGACGGAAUGUGUAUCAUUUCCAUACCAGGACCAAAACAGGGAGAACUGCAUUGCAGAAAGCGUGUCCCGAGCCUGAGGUCCGAAUAUCUGAGAAGGAUGCUGAGACUCAUGAUGUCAAAACAGGAGACAUGGUGGUAAUCAAGUCCAGGCGGGGCGAGGUUGAGAUGAAGGUGAAAGUCGGCAAGAUUUCUCAAGGACAAGCUUUCAUCCCGUUCCAUUUUGGAUACUGGGACACAAAGGAUGGAAGGGCACGAGCCGCAAAUGAGCUCACGAUCACCGAAUGGGACCCUAUAUCGAAGCAGCCGACCUUCAAAUCUGGUGCAAUAUCCAUCGAAAAGGUCCCAGAUGAUCGCCCAACGGCAAAGGAACGGCAAUCGGAAGCUUUGGCAAAAGCAGAACAGCUGCUAGAUCAUCUAGUAGCCGACUCAGAAGCUCACUCCGGCGUCCGAAUUCUCAUCCAAAUCACCAAAGACACAACCAAACGCCUCAAACCACAGGUUGAUAAAUUCGGUGAGAAUCAAGCCCGUGGUAGACACGCCGCUCAUACGCUGCGCGACUCAUUAUUCCCCAAGAGCGAUGAUACACCAAGUCAACUACAAGUGUUGGAAGCGCUGCGAAGUCUGCAGGUGUAUUUGGCUCAUCUACGUGUUGGGCUGGAGGCGCUGAACCCUGUUAGUCAAGCAAUUUGGGAUGAGGAGUUCUUUCAGGCGGUAUCGUAUGCUAUUUCGCAGGUUAAGAGAAUGCAGGAUUGGGUGACGACGCAGAUCAAGUCUCAACACCUCAGCCAACUGCUCAGCCUGCGGGCAUUAACCAACAAGAAUAUGCUCCCGACUCCAUGGAAAUGGUUCAGCCAAGAGCGCAUCAACCUAUGGUACCGGCCGUUGAUCGGUGAUGAGAUCCGCCUUCUCAAGAUCGAGACAGCCGACGACGUUGAAGCUGCAGCCAACAAUGCGAAGCGCCCUUCCAUAGCAUGCUCACUCGAGCAUGUUUGCCUGCCACCUGCGUCAAAAGGAGCCUUCAAUCAACAGUUCAAAGGAAACGGUGGAACGUGGCCAGAGCUUUCUGAGGGCCACGACACUGAUGCGCUCUUCAAGAAUGGCCGUGAUCCACACCGCGACGAAGGAGACUCGACAGAGCAACCCAUUUCGGAUGAAACAAGUUUAGCGUGGCGACACGAAUGGGGUGAUUUCAUCGCCUUAUCCUAUGUCUGGGGCCAUCCAAAACUAUCAGAAGGAGAAACACCUUACUCCAUCACAGUCAACGGUUGUCAUUUUGAAGUAACUCCAAACUUAUAUCACGCCCUAGUGCAGCUCAGCCAAAGCUAUAGAAUACGACAGGGCUUCAAACUCUGGGUAGACGCCAUCUGUAUCAACCAAAAUGACAACGACGAGCGCGGUCAGCAGGUUGCGAGAAUGCGCGAUAUAUACCAGUCUGCUUGGCAGGUCGCUAUAUGGCUAGGGCCAGCAGAUCAAAACAGUCAACUGGCUCUAUCCGCCCUCUAUUGGCUAGCACGCGAGUCGAAGCGACCUAGUCCAAUGGAGGAUUUCUAUAUCGAAAGCUUCUCCAUUGACUUGCGUCCAAUUAUCAUCAUGUGGCCGACUUAUGAAAGCCCCAUAGAAAAAGAAGUCUACAAAGCAUUAUUCUAUUUCUUCACCAGGCCAUACUGGCGCAGAAUGUGGGUAGUUCAAGAAGUAGCUGUGGGAAACCCCAACACUCCUGUUAUCUGUGGCGAUAAAUGUAUUUCUUGGUAUGAUGUUCAUCAGGCUGUCAAUCUUAUCGCUGGGGAUGAUUCAAGAUUCGGUCACGCCAUUCUUGAGAGCGUUCGGCCGCUGAUAUUGACAACAUGGUCGUUUGAGUUUGCGCGUGAUAGGCUGAUCAAGGAGAGAGACUGGGCACCAGAGAGGAUGUGGAAGGUUCAGCAGACUAUGAUGCGAAUCCAAGAACAUCAAAAGAUUGAAGCUCCAUCAACGGCAUGGCAAGAGCUCGUGCGGGCACUGAAUCUCGCGCGAGAUUCACUUGUGACAGAAGAGAAGGAUAGGGUCUACGGCAUCUUGGGCAUAAAGGCCAUCGCGGACAGAAUUCACAUCAAGCCUAACUACAACUUAUCAAAAUCAACAAUCUUCGCCAACUUUGCGUCGGAGCUCAUGGCAAAGGGCGAUCUCAACAUGCUCCGUCUGGUUUCAGGUCCUGGAGGCCACAUACCAACAAAUUGGACAGUCGACAAACUACCCGCAUUCUUACGAAAUCAGUCUAUCGCGCCCUUCUUACUAGCGAUCUUGAAUAGCGUCACCAAAGGUCAGGGAACAACUCCAGUUGGUACCUUUUGCAAUCACGAUAUUCCUUCCUGGGCUGUGUGCUGGACAUGCACUCCUGCUCCGGCGGCUCAACUUGGUGGUGCAUACCAAUCAGACGCAGGUUUGGGUCAAUCGAUACCAAUGUUCUCUCCAGCGUGUGCCAGUCUCACUACCAAGGGUGUCAUUUUAGACACAAUUAUAUCGUUGAGUGCAUGCAAUGCAAGUGAGGUUGACACUCGCUACCCACGCAACUCAGCUUCUUCUCAGAGUAUCUACGGAGAUCUCGAAGCAACCAGAAACGCGUUUUGGAGAACUAUAGUAGCAGACACGACCUCCCAAGGCGGCGAAAUGGCCCCAGAGUCUUAUGCCUGGCUUCUUGAUCCCAAGUUGUGGCAGAGCGGUGUUGCUGGCAUUUACACUCAUGGCUUUGGACUCUAUAUCUUUGUGAAACGGAACCGGCAGCUUCAACUUUGCGGAUAUACUCUGGAAGAGAUCAUAUUCAGACCCAGAAAUUGGCUUACACGACUAAAAGCGGGACUUGUUGGAGAAAGUCUGUAUAAUCCUACUGAGAUGCAGCGAGAUUCUUUGUCAUGGGCGAUUAAUGCGAUGGCGUGGAGACGAUUGUUUGGGACGCAGAAUGGCAGAAUGGGAUUGGGGACAUGUGCAGCCGAGAUCAACGAUAAAAUUGUUCUCUUGAGAGGUUGCAAUACGCCACUUAUCCUCCGAGAAUUCAACGGAGGCUGGAAGCUCAUCGGGGAGCGUUAUACUCAUGGCGUUAUGUACGGCGAAGUAACAGCCAAGGAGGAUGAACUUGUAGAUAUCACGAUUUAUUAACGACCAGUAGCAUAAUGAGUAUC
Fusarium oxysporum Fo47 is the source of this 5123-nucleotide messenger RNA. RefSeq lists its product as uncharacterized. The coding region runs from base 1 to 5100 and encodes 1699 amino acids. The record is from RefSeq and is a predicted model, not a curated record. Gene Ontology annotation, molecular function: molybdopterin cofactor binding; oxidoreductase activity. NCBI's taxonomy places the organism in Eukaryota, Fungi, Ascomycota, Sordariomycetes, Hypocreales, Nectriaceae. The transcript is spliced from 7 exons.